This is a messenger RNA of Sphenostylis stenocarpa, 1203 nucleotides long. The record is from the annotation of a GenBank genome assembly. Lineage: Eukaryota; Viridiplantae; Streptophyta; Magnoliopsida; Fabales; Fabaceae.
AUGCCAGCUUUGAGAUUCAAAGACAAACUUGAAUUGUUACUGCUUUGUCCUGAUGAAGCCAACAAAAAACUUAGAUGUUUCCAAAUUGAAUUUAACAUGAAAUUAGAGCUUGCACGACUAAAUUAUGAGGAGGAGUUUGAUUCUUCUUGCAAUGAGAGUCUCGUUCUUAUAGUUAAAUAUUACAUGUCAGUUCCUUUUGCAUGGGAGGUAGCUUGCAUAAAACCAUUCUCUGGUUACUGUCAUCAUAAUAUUCAAAACUUGAUAACCAAAUUAUCAAGAACUGUAGUGGCGACAUCAGAGAAAGGCAACAAGUCAUCAAUUCUCAACGAAAAUGUUGAGAGACUACAGCAAUUCGGCGUUCAAAUCCAAUGCCUGAAACUUGCCGAGAUGGUGUCUGAAGCUGCAAUCUCAAAUAAUAUUAUUGAGAUGCAGGAAUUGUUCAUGAAAGCUACUAUAGAUUCUGUAUGCAAGGUUAUCCUUGGUGUUGAACUGGACACCGUGUAUGGAACCAAUAAAGAAGGCAGAGAGUUUUCCAAUGCUUUUGAUGAAGCAAGUGCUGCUAUCAUGUACCGGUAUUUCAACUUUCUCUGGAGAAUCAUGCGGUUCUUGAACAUUGGAGCAGAAGCAGUUCUUAGGAAAAGUCUUAGAGUGAUGGAUGAAUUCUUUUAUAAACUAAUCAGAAACAAGAUUGAACAAGCCCAAAAGCUACAAGAAAAUUUACCUGUGAUGAAAGGAGACAUGUUGUCAAGGUUUAUAGAAUUGAAAGAAACUGAUCCAAAGUACCUUAGAGACAUUUCCUUGAGUUUUAUCCUUGCAGGGAGAGAUACAACAGCAAUUACUCUUUCCUGGUUUCUUUCAGCUGGAUCAACCAUUGAUGAAUUUGUAGCUGGAGUAACUGAAGAAGAAAACCUGGAAAAGAUGCAGUAUCUACAUGCCUCAUUGAAUGAAACACUCAGGCUCCAUCCAGAAGUUUCGGUGCAAGGUAAGUAUUGUUUUUCAGAUGACAUGUGGCCAGAUGGAUUUAGUGUGAGGAAAGGUGAUCUUGUGUCAUUCCAACCGUAUGUCAUGGGAAGAAUGAAAUUCUUGUGGGGUGAAGAUGCUGAGAGAUUCAGGCCAGAGAGAUGGCUCGAUGGGAAUGGAAUUUUGAAGAAAGAAAGCCCUUUUAAGUUCCCAGUCUUCCACGUAGUCACAGCUUCAAAAUAG